Hippocampus zosterae (dwarf seahorse) is the source of this 1937-nucleotide messenger RNA. Its product is annotated as complement component C1q receptor-like. Gene Ontology annotation, cellular component: extracellular matrix; external side of plasma membrane; membrane. NCBI's taxonomy places the organism in Eukaryota, Metazoa, Chordata, Actinopteri, Syngnathiformes, Syngnathidae. Gene Ontology annotation, biological process: cell migration. Gene Ontology annotation, molecular function: calcium ion binding; extracellular matrix binding; extracellular matrix protein binding. The transcript has a single exon. The coding region runs from base 507 to 1817 and encodes 436 amino acids. The record is from RefSeq and is a predicted model, not a curated record.
UGUAUUUAUGUAAUUUAUGUUUGUGUAAUUCUUCUCUUUCAAUUGUAAACACGGCACCAUCACACCCCUUGUGUCUUACUUUUUAUUCUCGUUGUUGUCUCACACACACACACACACACACACACACACACACACGCACACACACUCACACACACUGCACGAUAUUAUGGCGUCCAUAAUUUAAUGAGCUGCCCUAUGAUAAUAACAAGAGACAUCCAUCUAUUUUCAAUGCUACUUGUCCUCAGUAGGGUGACGGUUGUUCUGGAGCCCAUCCCAGUUAACUAGUCUGGGAAGAGGAGUGGUACAUCCUGGACUGGCUGCCAGCCAAUCACAGGUCACACAUAAACAAAGAACCCUUCUGGCGUGUUUAAACAAGCAAGCACAUUUUUGGAAUGUGAAAAGAAGCGGUAGUAGGCUGGUAAAGGCUACACCUUUAUGAUUACUUAGUUGAUAUUAAUAUUACAAUUUCUGGAAGUAGGGAGUAGUGAGGGUGUUCGUAGCACGAUAUGUCUGAUUUGACAAGAACAGUUUAUUUGGUUCUGAACAUAAAUGUGUCAUGGCCCCUGUGCUUCACAUUGGAAAAACACAGUCUUUAUCUCAUUUCCUUCCUGCCUUUGCUUUCCUUCCGCAGUAGCCUGCAGAGCUCUGAGUUUGCCGUGAGCCAGCCAACAUUUGAAGAUGAACUACAGCGCAGCGACAUGGCCUGCUUGAAUCUCCAGGUGCUUGUGACAUUAUCUCUUAUUUCUCUGUCCUCUAUCAGCAGAAGCUUUUGUAUGCUGCACGCUGGCACUUGUUGGCCUUUCUGUAUUGGGAGCAACUGCUUGGUUAUCAACCGAGACAAAGUGGAUUUUACAACAGCCAAAGAAAGAUGUCAAGCCAGCAAAGGAGGGCUCAUGACACUUCAGUCAGCAGAAGACAAGAGAUUAUUGGAUAUUGUGACACAAGAACUAAAUGGAAACUUCUGGCUUGGACUUUAUUUACCGCCAGAUGCCUGCACCAACCUCUCACUUCAUAUGAGAGGCUAUGAAUGGACCGCUGGUAAAGGGCACAGCAACUUUGUUCCCUCUCACAUCACCUGGAAAGAUGGAGUAAGUGUCUGUUCACCUAGCUGUGUCUCACUUUCAAAAGAGCAAAAGCUCAAAGAGCGGGCAUGCUCCGAUAUAAUCGACGGAUUCCUGUGCAGAACCUCCUACAGAAAUGCUUGCCAGACGCAAACGUUUUCAGAUGCAACAUUUUUUCCGAGUCUAAAGGGCUGCUCAGAUGGUCCGUGUGAACAAAAAUGCACUCCUGUCAAAGAUGGCUUCAAAUGCUCUUGUUUCCGUGGAUAUGCACCGGACAUCACGGAUCCCAGGCGGUGUAAAAUCCAUUGUGCACAGGAGAGAUGCCCCGCCAUCUGUGAGCAAAACACUGACAGUGCUUGCUUCUGCCCUGAUGGCUUCAUCAUCAAUGACAAAUUCUGCGAAGACAUUAAUGAGUGCUUCAUGAACGAAUGUGACCAAGAGUGUAUAAACACAUUUGGAAGUUUUGUCUGUGCUUGUAAAACAGGCUAUGUACUAAGACAUCAAGUGAAAUGUGUAAAAGCAGCCGAGGAACAUUUUGUUAUCACCACUCCCGCUGUCAGAGGUUACGCAAAGCCAAACAAUGACACAAUGAAAGGUUCCUCUCUUUCCGCGGGCACAUUUAUUUGGCUGUGGAUUUUAGUCGCUUUGGCUGUGUUUGCGGUUAUUUGCGUUGGACGAUUUUAUGUGAUUAAGCGCCAGAAGGACAGAGAGCAAAAUCACAAUCAAAUGCCAAUUACUCCAGUAGAAACUACUUAAUUUUACUCACACACACAUAGAUGAGGGACAUGUGAGUUUUUAUUUAUUCCGUGACUGGAGUAUGAAAUUAUUUAGCAAACCAAACUGUACACUUAAAGUAAAAUGAAAUUGUAACAAUUA